This is a messenger RNA of Aureobasidium musti, 1482 nucleotides long. NCBI's taxonomy places the organism in Eukaryota, Fungi, Ascomycota, Dothideomycetes, Dothideales, Saccotheciaceae. The record is from the annotation of a GenBank genome assembly.
AUGCAGGGCGACUACAAUGCAGCCGUCGCGGCAUUGAACACGCUGCAGAGCAACUUUUCCAUCGUCGACGCGAUUCGCAAGUCUGGAAGGGGAAUGAACAAGAAUGCCAUCCCCGAGAUGAUUGAAUGGGUCAAGAAGCUCGGCUACGAGGUNCCCGCCGAUUUUAACAGAUUGAACGCCGUCCACGUCGCCGGAACAAAAGGCAAAGGCUCGACCAGCUCCUUCGUCUCUUCCAUCCUCGGCCAGUAUGUCGCAGAAGGCAAAAUCACCAAGACCGGUCUAUACACUUCACCCCACUUGCGAUUCGUGCGCGAGCGCAUCCAGAUCAACAACAAGCCCUUGACUGAAGAGCAAUUUGCCAAAUACUUCUUCGAGACAUGGAACAGACUUGAAGCUGCCGCCAAAGCUGCUGGUCAUGCCGACCCGACGAGCAAGGAGACUAAGCCUGUCUACUUCCGCUUUCUGACCUUGAUGGCCCUCCAUACCUACAUCAGCGAAGGUGUCGAUGCUGCCGUCAUCGAGUGCGGUAUUGGAGGCGAGUUCGACAGUACAAACAUCCUUGUCAAGCCCAGCGUCACCGCUGUCACAAGUCUGGGCAUCGACCAUGUUGCCAUGCUGGGUGAUACGAUCGACUCAAUCGCCUGGCACAAGGCCGGUGUCUUCAAGGCCGGUGUUCCUGCUUUCUCUGCUCCUCAACCUGAGGAAGCCAUUCGAGUCCUGCACGAGCGCGCCGCCGAAAGAAACACCAAACUCGAGGUCGUCAGCACCCAUCUUGAAUUGGAAAACAUUAAACUGGGACUUGCAGCAGACUUCCAAAAGACAAACGCCUCUGUCGCCAUCGCUGCCGCUGCUGCAUACCUGCGCCGUCUGGGUGUUGAGGAUCUGCCCACCCCUACAUACCUGCCCAGCGCCUUCCGCAAAGGUCUCGAGGAUGUCCACUUAGGCGGUCGUUGCGAAACACGCAUAGAUACCACCACUCCAAACCUGAAGUGGCACAUUGAUGGCGGCCACACACUCGAAAGUAUUGAGCUAGCUGCUCGCUGGUUCGGCAGCCUCAUCUCGUCAUCCACAACUUCAAACACUCGCAUCUUGGUCUUCAACCAGCAGACGCGCGAUGCUUCUUCAUUGGCCUCGAAACUACACGAGACUCUUGCGUCUGCAUUGGCUGACCAGAAGCCCUUUUCACACGCAUUCUUCUGCACGAACACUACGUAUGCCGAGUCAGGGUUCCGCCCUGAUCUCACGAGCAUCAACACCAAUGCUUCGGAUGUCGAGACACUGAGUGUGCAGAAUGCUCUGGCCGAGACCUGGAAGGGUCUAGACAACACCUGCGAUGUGCGUGUGCUCAGGACCGUUGAGGAUGCCGUCAAGGCUGCUAGAGAAGUUGCCGGUGAGCAAAAGGAAGAGGUCAUGGUGCUUGCUACUGGCAGUCUGCAUCUGGUCGGUGGUGUGGUGGAAGUCCUUGAAGGUAGUAACGCCUAG